This is a messenger RNA of Verticillium nonalfalfae, 777 nucleotides long. RefSeq lists its product as uncharacterized. Bases 1 to 777 code for a protein of 258 amino acids. The record is from RefSeq and is a predicted model, not a curated record. NCBI's taxonomy places the organism in Eukaryota, Fungi, Ascomycota, Sordariomycetes, Glomerellales, Plectosphaerellaceae. The transcript has 2 exons.
AUGCGCCUCCUUGCCCGGCGAGCCGCCGCUCUGGCCAUCCUUUCGGCCCCCCUCUCAACGACCGCCGAUGAUUCCGACAGCGAACAGACAAUCUGGGCUACCCCUCACGAGCAAUAUUCGUCCUCUGUCGGUGUCUUAGGCUGCAAGAUUGACACCAACCGUGUCGCCUACUGGCCUGCCGCCAUCAGCUGUAAUGACAUCUGCGUCGAGGUCCAGCAUGAAGGUCGCAAAGUCAAGCUGCUGCGCAUCGACCGCUCUGAAGGCGCUUACGAUAUGAGCUACGACGCCUGGAACUACCUGUACACUGGCAAGUCGGCACGCGAUGAGCCUGCCGUGGGGGGACCUGUCGAGAUGCAAUACCGCAACCUCAGCGCCUCGGACUGCGACGACCUCAUUCAUACCAAAGGCAGCCGUCUGCCGCUGAGUGCCCCCAACAGCAUGAACUUUCUUGCGAGCUGUCUCGACGCGCCAGGCGACAACUGGGUCAAGGACAACCACAUUCUAUACAACGUCCUAGACCCUCUUUGUACCGUCGGUCGCGACGAGGAGUGCGAGCUGGACUGGCCCGCCGCCAACCAGGCCGUGUGUCCCCACACCAUGGGCGAGCCAGUCCCGCUCAAGGACAAAUCUGUGGUCAAUGUGCAGUACGGGACAGGAGACUCUGUUGUCGGCGCGACUGGUGAGAAAGUGGAUGAUCCCUCCAGCGCAUCGACUCUGAUACCCAGAUCAUACGUUCUCCUGUCGGGGGCUUUGACAUCGCACAACCACUUUUACUGA